CGUUCGUGAAUGACAAUGACUGUAAUCCACAGAUGGAAGGCUGUCGGAAGCCCGACCCCAGAAAAUGAUGACUUUGACCAAUUUGAUAAGCCGGGUGCAGAGCGGUCCUGGAGGAGAAGGGCUGCAGAUGAGGACUGGGACAGUGAACUUGAAGAUGACUUACUUGGAGAAGAUUUGCUGUCUGGCAAAAAGAAUCAGUCGGAUUUGUCAGAUGAAGAGCUGAACGAUGAUCUUUUACAGAGUGAUAAUGAAGACGACGAAAAUUUCAGUUCUCAGAGUGUCACAAUUAGUCUGAAAACCACAUCUGGCAUGGUCACAUCAUAUGAACUGGCUGACAACACUAAUGACCAGUCUGGAGAACAGGAAUCCGAGUAUGAGCAAGGAGAGGAUGAACUGGUUUAUCACAAGUCCGAUGGGUCUGAAUUGUAUGCUCAUGAGUAUCCGGAGGAAGGACAGUAUGAAGGCCAGGAUGCCGAGCUGACAGAAGACCACAUGGAGUAUGUGGAAGAGCCAGAGGAGGAGCAGCUGUACAAUGACGAAGUGUUGGACAUCGAGAUCAAUGAGCCUUUAGAUGAAUUCACAGGGAGUAUGGAGACUUUGGAAAUGCAGAAGGAAAUAAAAGAAGAAUCAGAUGAAGAAGAUGAUGAGGAUGAAGAAUCUGGAAGAUUGCGUUUCAAAACUGAAAGGAAAGAAGGAACAAUUAUUAGGCUCUCAGAUGUAACUCGAGAGAGAAGGAACAUUCCAGAAACUUUGGAGCUUUCAGCAGAAGCCAAAGCUGCGUUGCUUGAAUUUGAAGAAAGAGAACGCCAGCAUAAGCAGGGCCGCUAUGGUUCAAGGCGGGGCGGAAGGAGAGGAGGUCCUUUAAUGUGUCGUGGAAUGGGGGACCAGAGAAGAGAGAACAGUGAGAGGGGCCGCAUGAAGGACCACAGACCUGCGCUGCUCCCCACACAGCCUCCUGUGGUGACGCACUCUCCAAGAUUAAUUCCUCCAACCCAGCCUCAGCCUCCCCCCCCACCGCCACCCCAGCAGCAGCCCAUUCGGAGCCUGUUCCAGCAGCAGCCCCUGCAGCCCCUGCUGCCCCUGCAGCAUCCGCACCACCCCUCCCCUCCACAAGGAAUGCAUGUGCCACCCCAGAUGGAGGCGCCCAGGGUGAUGAUGACCCCUCCACCCGUGACCCCACAGCAGCCCAAGAACAUCCACAUAAACCCCCACUUCAAAGGAGCGGUGGUGACACCCGUGCAAGUGCCCUUGCUGCCAGUCCCGAGCCAACAGAGACCUGCGGUGGGACCCCAGAGAUUCCCAGGCCCUCCAGAAUUCGCACAGCACACCCCUGGACCGGUUCCCAACAAUUUUAGCCAGCCCCCGCGGCUUCCUCUGCAGGACCAGUGGAGAGCACCACCCCCUCCCCAGGAGCGAGACCCCUUCUUCUUAGGAGUUUCAGGUGAACCUCGUUUCCCGAGUCAUCUCUUUCUGGAGCAGCGAAGCCCCCCACCACCGCCACCCCCUCCCACACUUCUCAGCAGCGCUCACCCUGUGCCCACGCCCAGUCCCUUACCAUUCACUCAGCCCGGACCAGCUUUUAAUCAGCAAGGACAGCAGCCCGUGUUCCCUAGAGAGAGGCCUGUGAGGCCCACCCUGCAGCCUCCAGGUCCCGUGGGCCUGCUGCACUUCAGCCAGCCAGGGUCCGCUGCCACGCGGCCUUUCAUUCCUCCUCGACAGCCCUUCCUGCCGGGCCCUGGACAGCCAUUUCUGCCCGCACACGCACAGCCUAACCUGCAGGCAUGGCAGGGGCCCCUGCACCCCCCGUUACCCCCUCCCCACCAGCCUCCACCGCAGCCUCAGCAGCAGCCCCCGCUGCAGCCACCUCCGCAGCACCCACCGCCCCCCCAGCCGCAGCACCAGCCUCCUCACCAGCCGCAGCAGCACCAGCACCACCACCACCUGUCUGUUCCCCCGCCACCUCUGAUGCCCAUGUCGCAGCCCCAGUUCAGGCCUCACAUGCAGACGGCUCAGCCUCAGCAGAACAGCAGUCGGAUGCAGUGCCCCCAGCGCCAGGGGCUGAGGCAUAAUACGACGUCUCAGAAUGUAACCAAACGGCCAAUGCAGCAGCUGCAGCCAACUGCUGCCAGAAACAGUAACUUGCGUGAGUUACCAAUAGCGCCCUCGCACGUCAUGGAACUGAGUAACAGUCGUGGUGCAUCCACCCCUGGUGCUCAUGGAAAGCCGAUGGACAGCAUGUCACCACCCUUGAGACCUGGGCCUAGGAACACACAGGGGAAGACGGACUUGAAGGCCAAGCCCAUUAGCCCUGAGGGUCAACCUAAGGAAGAAGCAAAAGCAGAACCAGAGUUUCCCGAUGAAGAUGAAGAAACGAGGCUGUACCGCUUAAAGAUAGAAGAGCAGAAGCGCCUGCGGGAGGAGAUCCUGAAGCAGAAGGAGAUGCGCCGGCAGCAGCAGGCCGGAGCCAGGAAGAAGGAGCUACUGGAGAGGCUGGCGCAGCAGCAGCAGCAGCAGCAGCAGCAGCAGCAGCAGCAACAGCAGCAGCAACAGCAACUCUGCAGCACUGGGGCCCCUGCGGAGCGGGAAGAGCCACCGGCAUUGCCAUUGCCGUUGCCCACCAAUGGAAACCCCUUGCUACCCUUCCCUGGUGCCCAGGGCCGACAGAAUGUGAAAAACAGACUUCUCGUGAAAAACCAAGAUGUUGCUCUUUCAAGUCUUCAGCCGAAGACGUCAAACUUUGUGCCACCUGGUGCUAACAUGCAGUAUUCAGGACAGCCAGUCAAACCACUGAAGCACUUGAGACACAGAGUCCUGCAGGCACAGCCCGAGGAUGGGGACGAGCCGCCCCCAGCACAGACCGCCCGAGUGACAGCCCUCCAGGGCCGGCCCCCUGACUCCAAGCCUGGCGCCAAAAGGACUGUCAUGCACCGGGCAAACAGCGGUGGCGGAGAUGGGCCGCAUGUCAGCUCCAAAGUCAGGGUGAUUAAGUUGUCAGGUGGGGGAGGAGAGAGCGAUGGCUUUUUUCACCCGGACGGCCAGCCCCAGCGGCCUCCCCAGCCUCCAGAAGUGAGACAGCAGCCUGCCCGCAAGGUGACGCUGACCAAGGGGGCCCUUCAGCAGCCCCAGCACCUGCCAGUCGGGACCCAUGUGUACUCAGCAGGCCCUCCGGGCAUCAAGAGCAUCCAAGGGAUUCACCCCGCCAAGAAGGUCGUCAUGCAUGGCAGAGGCCGGGGAGCAGCAGGGCCAAUGGGCCGCGGGCGCCCGAUGCCAAAUAAGCAGAACCUGCGGGUGGUGGAGUGCAAGCCGCAGCCCUGCGUCGUGUCUGUCGAAGGCCUGUCGUCAUCCACCACUGACGCCCAGCUGAAGAGCCUGCUCAUGUCAGUGGGACCCAUCCAGAGUUUACAGAUGCUUCCCCAGCAACGGAAAGCCAUAGCCAAGUUUAAGGAGCCAGCCCAUGCGUUAGCAUUUCAGCAGAAGUUCCACAGGCACAUGAUAGAUUUGUCCCACAUAAACGUGGCCCUGAUUGUGGAGUGAUUUCUAGCAGGGAGGCCGACCUUACACUGCACACACAGCUGUGGACUUGCUUCAAGGAAGCUGCCGGCACAGGACCUGCCAGCGAGGUCUCCGUCCAGUCUGCUAACUCUUGUCCAGAGCGCCGGGCUGCCCAGCGUUGGUUCCAGGAGAGCUGAACUUGCAGGACAUGGCAGGCUGGAGUUCGGUGUUGAUGGCUUCAAAUUCUGUGGCCACUUCCGAGAACUCCAGUUUUUGUUUUCUUUUGUUUUCAAAGUGCUUACAAUGCAUGUAGACACUGUUCUUCGUAAUUUUACCGUCUGAUCGAUCGCUCACCGUGACUUAGGUUCAGGGAGGAACAUUAGCAGCACAAAUUCUGAGUACUUUCCACAGCAAAGAAUAUUUGAUAAUGGUUGCACUUAUCUUCAGUGCAGGCUAGACCAGAGGUGUCUUCUCAGAAAGCCCUCUACUGGUUCUUGUAAAAACAGGCGAAAAUGUGGGUGAUUGUGAUUGACAGCUGCCUAUCCCAGAAAGCAGGGUGUGAGGGCGGGUGGGGCAGGGGCAGGGGUAUGGUGCGGCAGAUUCUGCUUCCUAUGCACCAGUUGCAUAUUCCAAGUUCCUGAGGGGACUCCCCACCCGUUUUUAAGUUCUGAAAUAGGGCGAGGACCAGGUGGUCGCCACUGCGCUUCCCUGGGGGCAGAGAAGCCAGGGUGCUGCUCUGGCCGGGGCCCUCACUGGAGCUCCCUGUCUGGUGGGGUGCACAGUGGGCCUGCCGGGCGGAGGGACAGCUUGAAGCUUGAAUAGACUUGGUUGGUUUUUUUCUCUUUAAAUGCAGCCCAAAGCGGCAGAUGUCACUGACUCUGUGGCAUGCAGCGUUCUUCGGGAAGCUGGCUCUCAUUGCUUUGAUUGAUCUUUUUUUUAUAAGGCCUUAGAGUGGCGCUGCGUUGCCCUUCAGUAGACCCGAGGGCAAGGCGACAUAGACCCCAGCACACCACUCUCCACGGUGUGGUGUGAGGGAGGCUGUCUCACAGGGACCGUGAGACCCAGAGCAAAGUGUAUGUGUCACCCAUGAGUGAGGGUGUGUGGGCUCCUUAAGGUGGGGCCGUGCCCCCACAGACCAACCUUAGGAGAAUUGAUUCUGGGUGAGCAUGGAGAAGUGCCUUACUGCAUUUCUGCUCACGCAGGAGUUCACUAGCAGUUACUCUAACGUGGACCUGACUGAGCGAAUGGCACUGGGGCACACUUAGACUUUUUAGCUGUGUUUUAUACCUAAGACGUCACGUCAGAGUUACCCAUAGAAGUAAUAGAAAUAGAAGCAUGUUGCCACGUACUGUCUGGUUAGCCCAGCGGGGACCAGAUUGGGAGCCCGGAGGCCUGUGCAGAGAUGCUCCUCGAGACUCGGCCUCCUCGUGGGAGCUGACCCAGGUUGUGGGGGCUUGUACCAUCGUGUUUGUACAGUUGAGGUUUUAUUUUACUUUUUCAAAGUAAGUGAGCAGAAGUGGAGGGGAGUAUCCAGACCCUGUGGACCUUGUGUAGUGUUGAUUCUCGAUGGCAUGGUGUGCUGAGUGAGCCUAGGAAACGAGGGUGCUGCUGAGGGCGCUCCCCGGAGAGGUCAGCUCAGGAAAGCGCAGGCACGCCUAGGGUCUGGGAGCACCGCCCACUGGGCACCUGGCACCCUGCUCCAGAGAGCCCCUGACUGACUCAGUGCCCAUGCCCAGCAGCUGCCUGACGCGGGCUCGCUGCCCACUCUCACACAGCUGCAGGUGAGCUCACAUAGAAACCGUAGCGCAGUGCAUUAAAGUGACAAGGUAGCCGGAAGCUCUAGUUACAGACCACUCCCUACUCUGUUGUCAGCAGGAAGGCUCACAGUUGGUGGACUGUCACCGAGGACUUCCUGCCACAACAAGAUGAGUUGAACAGACUUUUGCCGCUUUCUGAAAUAGUCGGAGUGUGCGGUGGCUUGGAGGCCACAGCCCUGCAUGCGGUCUCUGGAGCGUGGGUGUGUAGCGUCCUUUCCAAUCAGUGAUGGCGAGCCCACCUGCCGGCACCACAGCUGCUGCAGACAGACCCACGGCUGCUUCAGGGCAUGCGAUGAUGUGGGUGCCUGGAUGUGUCUGUGCUGUCUGCACACCCGGGCAUGCUUUUUCUCCGUGCCCUGUCCUCUAGGGGGGCGUGGGCCUUUUCCAGAGCCCAGGUGGGCACGCUCCACACGGGGCCACUGGGUGGGGACUCUGCAGUGCAGCCGGGCCUCGGGACAAAGCUGAGUUUCCUUGGAGGAAACGGCAGGAAAGGAAAGCAGCAGCAUUAGGGAGUGAUUUCUUCCCAUUGGUGGUGCACUUCUCGCAGGGCACCGAGCUGAGCCCUCUUGGAAGAUCUGUUGCAACCAUUAUCUCUGUUCUUUCUUUAUCAUGCAUUUAAAUGAGACGCAGAUGCAUCCAACACACUGUAAAUACGGACCUUUUAAACUGAAGUGUUAUUGGAGAUGUUUCAAUUCAGCAACACCUUAGCUCUUUGCUAGUUCUUUUGUGUUGUCUCAUCAAAGUUUAAUGGAUGCAGUUCCAUAAUUGUUGACGUGUUCAUGUGUAUAUCCGAUUUUUAUAAAGAUGGGAGUAAGUCAAUACAUUGAUCCUGACCUGUGUAUUAUUUGUUCACAAAUUCAAGAAGCUUAAAGCCAGUAAAUAUCAGUAUAUCUCAUAAGGUAGAUACAGUAGGUGAUGAUGUGGAGCCAUUACUUUCCUUUCGCAUUACCUUGUUUUGGUUUUGUGCUGUAACAAGUUCACCUAACUACCUAUCUGAGCAUAAGCUUGCAUUACUGUUGGUCUGGCCACAUUUGUUAAAUCCUUAUACUGAUAUUCUUCUAAAGGAAAAAUCUUGUCUUUUCUUCCCAAAAGAAAUGUUGAGGGUCCCGUGUCUGGACAGGCAGCAUCCUAAGUGGGUGCCUGUGGCCGCAGCCCCAGGGAGGUGGGGUGGGAGGGGGAGGAGCAGGCUUCAUCAUAUGCACUUUAAUUUGGGUCGCCCUCAUCAUGAUGGUAAAGGUCCUGAGAAACAAUUGUUCAUGCUUGGUUCUGUAGCAUCUCUGAACUGUGACAGUGUAGAUCCCGCACCCUGGGGUCUUUUUUUCAUACAGCAUUUUGCUUAAUUCUACCAACAGAGGACUUUGUUGCUGGGAGGAGCCAGGGAGGUGUGGGGGGAAGGGGCAGGAGGAAGGGGAGCUGUGGGAGAGGACGGUUUUGUAGAAGGAAGCUGCUGUAAUGAGACGUCACCAUGGCCUGUCUCCUGACACAUGCACUCGGGAGCAGGCGGUGCAGUCUAGGAGCAUGCGGGCGGUGGGCGCAUGGUGUGGUAGGUGUCUGCUGGCCGCUCCCGCGGGUGGUGGGAGGCGGGUGGAGAGCCAUCUUGAACUAGGUGAUCCUUCUGCUUUGCCCACGGGACGGCAGGUGGCUCUUGUGGGUAGAUGAGUAAGACCUGCUCAUCGAGCUGAUUUUGAGCAGUUAAUCAAGUCUUCUGUUUUGGCUUUCAUUGUUUUGUUUUGUUGUGUUUAUUUUGUGUUUUAUUUCUGUUCAAUCGAAGGUAAGCUUGACGGCUCGUAGACCAUUGGACUGACGGGACCCUGUUGAGGACAGUUAGGUUUGGAGUGAGGUCUGUGUGCGUGGAGCCCUGAGAGGCAGCACUCGGCUGUCCGAAACGCCCCAUGCAGCCGGCCGUCCUUGCAGAUGGCUGGGAUGGCGGUGGGCUCCUGCGCUGCCAGGGCCCUCCCUCCCUGCUUUUUGGCCCCCCCCCCCCCCCCUGGCUGCCGUGUCCUGUGAGACCUGCUCUUACUCCCCUCUGGUCAGGUAGAGGCCCUCCCCCUUGUGUGAUUGUUGAUUUGGAGAAAAUACUUACGGUGUUGUUGGUGGUUCACACAUUUUUGUGAUGUGUUCUAAAGGGGGAUCCACUAACAGGGAGGGCUGGGGGGAGGAGAUGGGACAGGAGACCCCCACCCCCACCCCAGGAAGGAGGCCACAGAGUCAGAUCAAUUAGGAGUUUAGAUUUUUUUUAUUUAUUUAAUGAACAUUUCAGUUGAUCUUUUCAACUAUUUUUAAAAUUUGUGAAUGAAGUGUCAUUUGAACACUCUUACAUAAGAACUCUCCAAAGGCGUGUGGCCUUGACUUACUAUUAAAUCCUAAGGAUUUUUGUGUAAGGUUCUUUUGCAACCUACUAGUAUUUAAUUUUUAUCACUGAAAGUGCCAUGGUUUUGUGCACUAGAAACAAAGCAAAACCCGCUGAUUCAUAUUGGAUCCCAGGUGUACCUUCCGCUGAUGGAUGGUUGGGAAGGGUUGUUGGUUUUACACAGAGUGACCUCCUUUUCCAGAGAAUAUUUACAACCUUAACUCUUUUCUGGGCUGUGUUUUGGUAGGAAGUCCUUUAAGUCGGGUGGGCAGCUAGAGCAGCGCUUUUAGUGAGGCGCUUUUACUUCUAACACUGAGAUGUGAAAGGCCCCCAUGUUGGGUGUUUUGCCUUGCUUUAUUUUACUAAUUUUAAAAGGUAUGCAGAAAAGUACAGGCCCUUUAUGAAGAAAUGUUAUGUGGUUUUUAAAUUGUAGUGGGUUCUGCAGAGUGGACAGGUGUAUUAUUUGCACAUACUCGGUGUUUAGUUGUUGAAUACCCUCUGGGCAGCUGCCUCGCCUGUUUCAGCAGGGCUCCCUCCCGCUGCUUCCAGUCCGAGGCGAGCACCAUGGGCGCUGCUGCUUCAGGACUGUCCGCAUCGCUUUGUGUCCUGCAGGAGGCCGGACACACCCCGCAGGGCUUCUGUGUGCGUGCGCACUCACACUGCCGUCUGAAGAGCAGAUGGUCCUUCGGCUUUAUAAUUCAGCUUUGCUUUUCACAGGCAAGGGAUCCAGAACUGUCUUUCCUCUGUGAGGGUUUUAACUAAGACUUUAAUUCCACUGUUUAAUUUUCAGGAUCAACAACAACCAAGCCCCCAACCGCUGUUUUCUCAUUUCUGAACUGGCUCUCUCCUUGCUCCUGCUGCUCGGGUGGCUGGGCCAGGUCGGGCCUCCUGGGCCUUCCUGCUCGGGACUCUCCCCCGAACCCCUCUGCCCCCACCACACUGCUCUCCGGAUGAGCCCUCCCUCCGCCUCCCGCCCUCCUUUGCGAGGGGGACUGCUCCUCCGCGCAGUUAGCACUGUUGACACCGGGAUGACCGCGCAGCUUUGCUUUGACAGGUUCGCUCCUGACUUGUUCCCCCAGGUCUCUGGCUGGAGAGAAUAACAUUGGGUUCUGUUACUUUGCAGUGUGACCAGGAGGUGUGCGUCCUGCACAGCCGUUGGCGUGUCAUUAACCCUCUGUUUUGCCCUCUACUUUGCAGGACCGCUUUUGCAUGAGUUCAGUGUUAGUAGUAGCCGUGCCUAUUGUUCUGCUGGGCGGUGCCGGCUCAGGCUGCCCGGGACCUUCCCAACCUAGUGUGCCACGGCGGCGGGUGUGGGCAGCUCCGCUGUCCCGUGUGAAGCUGUGGGCGCCGUGCGUGCUCGGAGCCGGCCGACUGCUUCCUUCCUCUGGGUUCACCUACUUCGUGUGUCUGUCCUACCGAGUGCACUGCACUCGCUUUACCCCACUUCCCACGCGCCCGUCCCUGGGACAGCCUCUCAGGAUAGAUGUGGAGAGUGGGAGUGACAGGGUUGGAAAUGUGCUGCUGUGUAUCAUUGUGUGCCUCCGUGCUGGACUGUGUUCUGACUGUAUUGUAAUGUGAAAGAUGUGUCAAUAAAGUAUCUGAAGUUUC
Myotis brandtii (Brandt's bat) is the source of this 9267-nucleotide messenger RNA. RefSeq names its product RNA binding motif protein 33 (gene RBM33). Bases 10 to 3534 code for a protein of 1174 amino acids. Lineage: Eukaryota; Metazoa; Chordata; Mammalia; Chiroptera; Vespertilionidae. The transcript has 18 exons. Gene Ontology annotation, molecular function: RNA binding. The record is from RefSeq and is a predicted model, not a curated record.